CCUAGGUAAUCAAUCACUUGUGUUCAUUGGGACAUUUACCCCAUUUCAUUCUCUGCGCAGUUUUGAUUUCUUCUUCAUUCAGCACUUCAAUCUUAACAGAUCUACUUGUUCAUACGCUGGUUGUAAGUCAUCUGAAGCUGCAGUUGGAAAGGGACAUUUACUGCAUGAUCUUUUGACAUUGUUACAAUGUCAGGGCUACUUAAUUCAUCCUUGAAUGGAUCAGCAACCAGUCUUCCUGACAAUAAUGGUCGAUCUUUGGGGACAUCUUUCUCUCCCCAAUCUGGUGCACCUUCUUCUGUGUUCCAUCACACAGGGACAAUGCAAGGACUACAUAAUAUCCACGGGAAUUUUAAUGUCCCCACUAUGCCUGGAACACUCGUAUCUAGAAACUCUUCAAUAAUGAAUAAUGUUCCUUCGAGCAGUGUUCAACAACCUUCUGGAAGCCUUUCUGCUGCGCGAUAUACGUCGAAUAAUAUCCCUGUUGCUCUUUCUCAGAUGACAACCCAUGGAAGUUCUCAUGGUCACUCAGCUGUAGCAAAUAGAGGUGGUGGAAUGAAUGUUGUUGGAAGCCCGGGAUAUAGCAGCAACGGUAAUGGAAUUGGGGGAUCUGUUUCUGGGAUUUUACCAAAUUCUACGACGAUUGGUAACCGUAAUGCUGUUCCGGGAAUGGGAGUAUCUCCAAUGUUGGGGAAUAAUGGUCCUCGAAUUACAAACUCAAUGGGAAACAUAGCUGUCGGGGGGAAUAUUGGGAGGAAUAUGAGCACGGGUGGAGGAAUAAACGUGCCUGGUCUUACUUCUCGGCUGAAUUUGUCUGCCAAUAGUGGUUCAGGAAAUCUAAAUGUACAGGGUGGUCCAAACAGAAUAAUGAGUAGUAAUGUUCUACAACAAGCUCCACAGGUGAUGUCCAUGUUAGGAAACUCCUAUCAAGCUUCUGGAGGUCCCUUGUCACAGAACCAUGUCCAAGGAAGUCUAAAUUCAAUGGGAAUGAUGAAUGAUAUUUCUAGUGAUGGGUCUCCCUUCGAUUUGAAUGAUUUCCCUCAAUUAACAAGCCGCCCCGGUUCUGCUGGAGGACCUCAAGGGCAAUUGGGAUCACUUCGAAAACAGGGACUCGGUGUCAGUAAUAUUGUGCAACAAAAUCAAGAAUUUACCAUGCAAAAUGAAGAUUUUCCUGCUUUACCUGGUUUUAAAGGUGGUAAUGCUGAGUAUAACAUGGAUUUGCAACAGAAAGAACAAGCCCAUGACAAUGCGAUGUCCAUGAUGCAAUCUCAGCACUUUCCUAUGACAAGAUCUACAGGUUUCAACUUGGCAGGGACAUAUUCAUCUCAUCGACCACAGCAGCAACAGCAACCGCAGCAGCAUCUUCCAUCAGUCACUAGUAGUGGUGUUUCUUUUUCGUCUAUGAACAAUCAAGAUAUGCUCCACAUGCAUGGCUCUGACAUGUUUCAAUCUUCACAUGCUGGAUAUCCCUCACAGGCGAGUGGAGCACCUGGUUUGGGUUUAAGACCUCUUAACUCUCCCAACGCAAUGUCAGGUAUGAGUUCAUAUGAUCAACUUAUCCAGCAGUACCAACAGCAUCACAAUUCAUCUCAGUUUCGGCUUCAACAAAUGACUGCUGCAACUGCUAACCAGUCAUAUAGUAGAGAGCAGGGUUUGAAAUCAAUGCAGGCUACAUCAUCACAUGUUGCUGCUUCUGCUGCUCCAGACCCUUUCAGUUUGCUGGGUUUAUUAAAUAUCAUAAGAGUUAGGGAUCCUGGUUUAGCGUCACUUGCACUUGGAUUGGAUCUAACCACACUUGGAUUGAACCUUAACUCGUCAGAAAAUCUUCACAAGACAUUUGGAUCCCCUUGGGUGGACGAGCCUGUGAAAGGCGAUCCAGAAUUCAAUGUUCCACAAUGUUACUAUGCUAAACAACCACCACCAUUCAACUCAUAUUUUGUAAAGAUCCCGUUGGACAGCUUAUUCUACAUCUUCUAUAGCAUGCCGAAAGAUGAAGCGCAGUUAUAUGCUGCAAAUGAACUGUAUAACAGGGGUUGGUUCUACCAUAGGGAUCUCCGGUUGUGGUUUACUAGAGUUGCUAAGACGGAGCCAUUGGUGAAGACAAACACUUAUGAGAGAGGAUCUUAUAUAUGCUUUGAUCCGAAUUCAUGGGAAACUCUCCGCAAGGAUAAUUUUGUUGUGUAUUAUGAAAUGCUGGAGAAAAGACCAGCUCUAUCUCAACAUUAACUUACUGGUAGGUUUACAGACUGUAAAUCAAUUGUAGCUCAUUGGCUGUCAGGUUGUUUUGAGGUCAAUGUUCUUGUUAUAGAGUAUUUCAUUGUAAGCAGUUGUUCGAUAAUUCUCCUAUAAAUUAAUGGGCAAAUUGAAGUAUUUUUGCCUUAAAAUAUGCACCAUAAAAAAAAUUUAAAAAAUAGGUUUCAGUGUUUAGGGUUAUAUGUUUACUUAUGUU
Molecule: messenger RNA, 2446 nt
Organism: Impatiens glandulifera
Lineage: Eukaryota; Viridiplantae; Streptophyta; Magnoliopsida; Ericales; Balsaminaceae
Product: probable NOT transcription complex subunit VIP2
Exons: 14
Coding region: 187-2223 (678 amino acids)
Biological process (GO): regulation of DNA-templated transcription; nuclear-transcribed mRNA poly(A) tail shortening
Cellular component (GO): P-body; CCR4-NOT core complex
Source: RefSeq, a predicted model, not a curated record